GGCGCGGGUUCGCGGGCUCCGGGGCGCCCGCUGCCCGCCGCGCCAACUUGCUGUGUGACCUUGGGCCCCGCCGCGGGCUUCUCUGGGCCGCUUCUCUUUUUAAAUAAUGGGGCCGUGCGCGUCUUUGCUCUCCUGAGGUCAUUCCUGCGGAGUUGCGUCUCGCCGAGGGCCCCGCCGUGCGCGCGGCGUGGGGAGGCGGGCUGAGGCCUACCGGGCUCCCUCCGGCCGCAGGGCGUGGGGUCGGGCCCGGAGCGGCCCCUCGCGGGCCGGGCCUCGCUGAUAGCCAGAAACAGCAUCCCAGUGGCGCUCCACCUGCCCUAGAGAAGGAAGAUGAGCGAGUCGAGCUCGAAGUCCAGCCAGCCCCUGGCUUCCAAGCAGGAGAAGGACGGCACUGAGAAGCGAGGCCGGGGCAGGCCACGCAAGCAGCCCCCAGUGAGUCCGGUGAGUCCCGGGACGGCGCUGGUAGGGAGCCAGAAGGAGCCCAGUGAAGUGCCAACACCCAAGAGACCUCGGGGCCGACCAAAGGGGAGCAAAAACAAGGGUGCUGCCAAGAUCCGGAAAACCACCACGGCUCCUGGGAGGAAACCACGGGGCAGACCCAAAAAACUGGAGAAGGAGGAAGAGGAGGGCAUCUCGCAGGAGUCUUCGGAGGAGGAGCAGUGACCGCGCCGCGCCGCCUGCCCCUCCCCGGAGGAGCAGCUUCCUUCUGGGACUGGACAGCUUGGCUCUGCUCCCGCCCCGCCCCGCCCCAGGCCUGUUGUCACCCCCGCCCCUCCCCACACUACACAGCACACCAGCCGCGCGGGCCCUGUGGCCGGAGCAGCGCCUUCGGGCUCGUCCCCAGCAGCCCCUGCCCACGCACACGCGCCCUCCAGGACAAGGCUAACCCCACUUAGCCGCUCCCCGCGUCCCUGCACCCACCUGCCUGGGGUCACUGCUCUCUGGGCCCUCGAGUUCCUCCCUGCUCCCUCUGGCUCUCCCUCUAGGGGCCUGGGAGGGCUCCCCUGGCCUUAAGGGGCCCCGGCCCCGCCUCGCUCUGACACGCCCACCUCACUGCUGCAGCAGCCAUCAGGCCAGUGGGGGCUCGGCCCGCCAAAUGCCCCAGCCAGUCUCAGCGGCAGGGCUCGCCCACCUGUUCCUCCCCCAGCCUUCCUAGUCCACCCCAGGUUGGACGCCCCCCUGGGGUACAGGAAGGAGCAAGAGCCGGAGGCCCCGCCCUCCAUGCCACAGGCAAGAUGAGAGCAGCUGGCACCCACCUGCUCAGGUGAGGCCCAGGUCCCCUGUGGCAGCCGCCCGAGGCCAGGCUUGCGUCCACCCUCCUGCUUCCACCGCGGCUGCUGGCCCGCGGGGCGCUGGUACCCGAGCUGCCCGCCCUUCUGCUCCCCACCCCCAGGGUUCUGGUUCCAUCCUUUCCUCUGUUCACAAACUACCUCUGGACAGUUGUGUUGGUUUUUGUUCAACGUUUCACUCUUAGACAUUUGUCGUUGCUGCUGCCAUCAGCGCCAGACGUUCAUCCUCAUUGCCUCCCGUUCUGCCCUGUUCCCUCCCCAAGACGGGGGCUGGGGCGCCCAGGCUGGGUGCAGAGCACCCCAGUCCCAGGGAAGGUGGGGCGUUGCCCCUAGGAUGCUGCCACAGAGUGAGGAGGGGCCAUGUCGACCAUGGAAGGGUGUAGGGGCCACCAGCUCCCCCUGUUCUGUUGGGGAGGGUGGCCAUUAUUUGUCCCAGCCUGGGGCUCCCCCUCUGGUUUCCUAUUUGCAGUUACUUGAAUAAAAAAAUAUCCUUUUCUGGA
This is a messenger RNA of Chinchilla lanigera (long-tailed chinchilla), 1789 nucleotides long. It is a transcript of the gene Hmga1, whose product is annotated as high mobility group AT-hook 1. Lineage: Eukaryota; Metazoa; Chordata; Mammalia; Rodentia; Chinchillidae. Gene Ontology annotation, molecular function: DNA binding; transcription coregulator activity. The transcript has 5 exons. Gene Ontology annotation, biological process: regulation of DNA-templated transcription. The record is from RefSeq and is a predicted model, not a curated record. Bases 331 to 663 code for a protein of 110 amino acids. Gene Ontology annotation, cellular component: chromatin; nucleus.